UACCUUCUAGUCUUCAGGAACUUCAGCAUGCAACUGUGCUAUAGGGACCUCAGUGUACCCCUCUUCACAGCACAAACAAAUACGUUUGAAAAUGGAUCUGGAGGAGACACACAAAGAGGGAGAGAAUACGGAGGGGAAAAUUACUCGAGCUGCAGCUGCAAAGUUGGUGAAAAAGGCUUUUCUUGAAGCCCUGAAGUCCAAUGACUUUGAAACACUGGAAGAGCUCUUGAGCCAAAAGAAAAUAGACGUGGACACAGUGUUUGAAGUGGAAGAUGAAAACCUGAUUCUGGCAUCCUACAAACAAGGGUACUGGCUGCCUAGCUACAAAUUAAAAAUAUCCUGGGCAACUGGACUUCAUCUAGCUGUCAUGUAUGGACAUCUGGAGAGUCUUUCGGUCCUCCUCAAUCACAAAGCUACAAUCAACUGCCGGCCCAAUGGUAAAGCUGCAAUCCACGUAGCGUGUGAAAUGGCAAAUGUUGAGUGUCUCAAGAUCCUCUGCAACCACGGAGCUAAGCUGAACUGCUUUUCAAUGAGUGGACAAGCGCCUUUGCACUUCUGUACGACACGAACCUCCAUGCCUUGUGCUCAGCAGCUGGUUUGGAGAGGAGCAAAUGUGAACAUAAAAACAAACAACCAAGAUGAGGAGACUCCUCUGCACCUCGUUGCGCGUUUGGGUAUCCCGGAGCUCGUGGCCUUUUACGUGGAACAAGGAGCGCACGUUGAUGCUCUCAAUGCCUACAUGGAGACUCCCCUGGCCUGUGCAGCCUAUUGGGCCCUGCACUAUAAGGAUCAGAUAUACAGCCCGGAUCACCACCUCAUCUGUCGGAUGCUCUUAGACUAUAAAGCUGAAGUGAACGCUCGUGAUGAGGAUUUCAAAUCCCCACUCCACAAAGCUGCCUGGAACUGUGAUCACGUCCUGCUGCACAUGCUGCUGGAGGCAGGAGCAGAAGCAAAUGUCAUGGAUGUCAACGGCUGUGCACCCCUACAGUAUAUCAUAAAAGUGACAUCUGUGCGGCCAGCUGCCCAGCCUGACAUCUGCUACCAGCUGCUACUGAAUCAUGGAGCAGCUAGGAUAUAUCCUCUGCAAUUCCAUAAGGUGCUACAAGCCUGUCAUUCCCACCCAAGAGCUGUGGAGGUUGUUGUCAACACCUACAAACACAUCAAAUCAACAUCUAAGUGGAAAGCAGCCAUACCUGAUGACGUCUUUGAGCGGCACCAGGAUUUCUAUGACUCUUUGUUCACUGUGUGCAGCAAUUCACCACGGUCACUCAUGCAUUUAUGCAGAUGUGCUAUUCGGGCGAUAUUGUCAGAAAGGUGUCACCGAGGAGUCCCCUUGCUCUCCAUCCCCCUGUCCAUGAAGAAGUACUUGCUGCUGGAACCAGAAGGAAUCAUCUACUGAGCUGCAGUGGAGUGGGCACCGGCUUCUCCCUCCCUGGAUCCACACACCUCGGCGGGGUGCUGGAGAUCCAGGCACAACCAUGACACAGCCCUUCACUUUCGUACAGCGGCAGGCCAGCCUGAAGCUGGGCUGGGGUUUACUGGCUCUCCUCCGAGCCGCUGUCUCUCCCUGCACUGAAGAAUCACAGCUGCAGGCUGCGGGUUGUGCUGGGGGAGGCAGGGCUGGAAAGGCCCCCCGCUCCAAACAAACACAGGAGCUCGUACUUCCAUGCUUUGUUCAGCCUAGCUUAAAGGAUGCCGCUGCUUCCUUUGGUAUUUAUUCCACUGCCUGCUAGAUAGCAUUAGAUUCAAUCUGAACAACCUUUGAUACUGUUUCACUGUAAUUUUCUUCAGCUGUCAUUUUGGGAGUAAAAGAAAGGAUACUGUUGAAAAACAGGACAUUUAUUAGAGUCACAGAAAUGCUUUCCCAGAAAGACAUGGGCAAACUGCUUUGAAUUGUGACCACAGACAGGAUUUUAGUAGUUUCCAUAUUUUCCUGUGUAUUGACUCUCAAUUCAAUGUUAGUUUGCUGUUCACUACACCUGUCUGUAUCUUAUAAAGCUUUGUCAUAAUAAUAUCCUUUGUAAUUGUAAGAAUUUUUUCCAUUAUCAGUCAUAGUAUGUGAACAGGAUUGAAAUCUGCAGCACUGAAA
Molecule: messenger RNA, 2089 nt
Organism: Harpia harpyja (harpy eagle)
Lineage: Eukaryota; Metazoa; Chordata; Aves; Accipitriformes; Accipitridae
Gene: ASB4
Product: ankyrin repeat and SOCS box containing 4
Exons: 5
Coding region: 92-1399 (435 amino acids)
Biological process (GO): intracellular signal transduction
Molecular function (GO): protein binding
Source: RefSeq, a predicted model, not a curated record